Messenger RNA from Ceratitis capitata (Mediterranean fruit fly), 2837 nucleotides. RefSeq names its product dopamine N-acetyltransferase. Gene Ontology annotation, molecular function: N-acetyltransferase activity. The transcript has a single exon. The record is from RefSeq and is a predicted model, not a curated record. Bases 291 to 974 code for a protein of 227 amino acids. NCBI's taxonomy places the organism in Eukaryota, Metazoa, Arthropoda, Insecta, Diptera, Tephritidae.
GAACCCUGAUUUUUAAAGGCUUUUCCCUUCCCUCGUCCGUGGCUGCUGUAAUUUUCAUGAAUGGAAAUAUUUAGUUUCCACGGCUUUAUCUGCCAACAACUUCUACCAUAAAACGCGCCACUCAGCCGAAGGGCGGCAGCAGCGAAUUCAGAGUUGGCUGUUAUCUUAUCAAAUACGGCAGUAUCAGGAAUACGAAAAUUCACACGAAAUUACUGACACCAACGACAAGGUCUUCAAAUUUCCAACAAUAAGCACAUUGGUUUCAUUUGAGUGUUGGAAUUCAAGGGGAAAUGACUGGCGGCCCAAUUGCGAGAAAUCAAGCGGAUGAUGGCAUACACUUUCGCAUAGUGCAGAAGCAGGACAGCGAUGAAGUCUUACAAUUUCUACGUAAACAUUUCUAUCCAGACGAACCGUUAAUCGUAGGCAGUAAAGAGGGUCAUCAAGAUCCCGAAGAUGAGGAGUUCACCUUAGCGCAAAUCCAGAAUGCCACCUGCAUUAAGGCCGUGCAGCAGCAUGACGAUGGUGAACGAAUGGUGGGCGUUUUGUUGUCUGGGCCGAGGUCUAACAAAGAGGUUAAGCAUUUGAGUAAAGAGACCUCAAGAUGCGGUUCCACCAAUUGGGGUAUGAUUCUACAGAUAUUAGCGCGUGCCGAACGAGGUUCGAAUGUGUUUGAGCGUUAUGGCGUGGAGCAGGCUCUGCAUAUACAUGCUAUUGCUGUGGAUGGAAGUCUGCGUGGUCGUGCGAUUGGUGCGAGGCUCGUAGAGGAAGCUGAGAAGUUAGCUCGUCAAUUAGCUUAUCCGCUAUUGACUGUGGACUGCACAAGUCUUUACUCUGCAAAGCUAUGUGAACGACUCGGCAUGGAUUGUGUGAAUAUUAUAAAGUAUGUUGAUUAUCUAGAUGACGAGGGAAAGGUGGUCUACAAGCCCCCGCAACCACAUGAAUAUCUCAAAUCAUACGCCUUGAAAUUGGAAUAGUAGAAGGUUGAAUUAGCUUUGUAAAUGUAUAUCAGUGAGUUAGCGUGUGGAGACUACGUACAUCUGUGUUUAUACAGAAUGAUGAUAAGAUUUAUAGCUGAAUUGUUUUCAUUGUAGAAGUGAUCUUAGCAACAAGUUUUCAGCAUAAAGAUAGAUGUUUAUCGCACAAUUUCGUUUUGGCGAUGUUGACUACAUAUUAUAUAUAUAUAUAUAUAUUAUAUAAUAUAUACAUAUAUGCACAUAUAAAUAAAAAGCAACUGGAAGAAGCAGCCAAAUCUUUAUUUUUGGAUAACAUUUGGUGGGGGAAUUUUACGUUGACGGCGACUUUCAUACGUGACCCAGUGGUGUUCUCCUUCUUUUGAAUAGAGAAGAACACACUCUGGCUUCAAGUCGUUUCGCCUAGCAUGCCACAGUGAAGCCGAUCAGCUUCAGUCAGCUUGCUAAGAUCUCGUCGGAUGGCCAAAGAUAUAUUCAUAUUCGAUCAAAUUCUGUGCGGAAACCCUUUUUUCUUAGUAAUAAUGGAAUAAAAAAGGAACAGUUUGUGGCUAUUCACAAUUAAAACUUCAGCGUUCAGCAUUUUUGAUUAGAAUAGCAGAAAAUAAAAUAUUUUUGGCAGAAACUAAAUUCAAAAUUAUAAACAAAUCAAAUCAUGGAAUUAUAGUUAUUGGACCACAUUGCGUACGCGAAGCAGAAAGCAACAAACUUAGCCUUAUUUCAGGAGCUCAAAACAUCCAUAGCCAUUUCUCGGAUUUUCAGAAAAAGUAUUGAUUUGGCUACACCAACUAUAACUGUACAUUUAUAUUUAUUAACCCAUGUCUCGACGUUGUAAGAAAAACGAUUGGGACUGCGCCACGGAUUGGCUGCCAGCCGAAGUGCUUUAUUGGCUCAGUGUGCCCGGUUAUCCGCCGGUGUGGAGCCGUUUGAGCCGUUACAAUGCCGGCAGGGUACUGCGCGACAGACCCGAAAGCAAAAGUGGUGUCUACGACAUUGAAAUACCCCGAGAGUUAUGGUCCCUAUGGGGUUAUCUGCAUCCGCUUGAUAAAAUGUUUAACCUAAACGCAUGUAGUAAACAGUCCUGGGCAUGCAGCAUAAUGGCUUGUUGUGCAGCGACACUCUAUCCGCUGGCACAUUGGACGCCACGCCUUAUGGAUGCGAUUAUCAUUAAUGGUGAUAAUUAUUAUCGUAAUAGCUUGCGGAGUUUCGACCCUGGAGAAUACCUCUUUACGUUGAAUGAUUUCAAGGAUACGUGCAAAUUGGAGAAUCUUCAGUUCAAGGUACAUACCGAGUUGAUCGCCUUCGGCGCACUCUAUGAGGAAAAUAACUCGCCAAUAAUGAACUUGGCCAAGGGACUGAUCACUUUUUUCAGUCAGUACAGAGUGGGUCUCUUGCAUUGCCGUCAUCAGCGUGCAGUGGUCAUCGGACGGGAUAACUGUAAUGGUUGCGUUGGCGGGGACUACUUCAUGUACGAUUGCCAAAGCAGAGAUUUUCCACUCUUCCGCAAAGGUGAGGGGGUGCCCUAUUUGCUGCGCUGUAAAACGCUGCACAUGUUGCUUUACUGUCUUGUGAUGGCGCUGGCGGUGCGCUGUAAGAGAGUGCAGUUCACACUGCAUAAAGUUGAAGUCCGUUAUAAAGGGUCCGUAAACGAUGACCAGGACGGGGAUUGCCUUAGAAAAGCUAUGAAAUGUAUGAAAAAAGGACAGCGCAAACUUGAAAACACUAAUUAUCUACGAAUACGAGGAAAAUGUAACGAGCAAAGUCUUGCCUGAGGGAAAUAUUUAUGAAUUUUACAGCAUAAAAAAUUUAUUUAAGAACUUUUAUUUUAUAACCAAUAAAUUUGAAAGGUAAGUUUUCUAAAGCAACGUA